Messenger RNA from Felis catus (domestic cat), 1315 nucleotides. RefSeq names its product probable G-protein coupled receptor 141. Gene Ontology annotation, biological process: G protein-coupled receptor signaling pathway. The transcript has 3 exons. The record is from RefSeq and is a predicted model, not a curated record. Gene Ontology annotation, cellular component: membrane. Lineage: Eukaryota; Metazoa; Chordata; Mammalia; Carnivora; Felidae. Gene Ontology annotation, molecular function: oxysterol binding; G protein-coupled receptor activity. The coding region runs from base 411 to 1298 and encodes 295 amino acids.
CCACAAGCUGGAGAGACAAACAUCCGUUUGUGGCCCAGGCAGUUUAUCUGGGCCCUCCAUCUUGACUGUUCCAGACUUCAGAGGCCGUCAGUCUAAAGCGCGUUCAUCAUCCACCAUCCAUCCCAAGAUUCCUCUCGACUGUGCCAUUACUGGAGUCUUGAUUCAAGCAAACGGUUCUUACUGUGGAUGUAGGUCACCAACACAUGACCAGGGUGGCCUGAGUCCUCCACCAGAAACAAAUCAUAAGAGGAAAAGAACAAAUACAAAGGCUCAAACACUGCUCUGGCCAGCUGGGCAGGAGACAUAUGAGGAAAAAGGACACAGAUCCUUCUGGACAGGGAAGUCUGAUCCGUUGAUGCCUGGAUCCAAUCAAAGGGGUUUAUGGUCUUCGGAGCAUUUUGUGGUGAGACAUGGAGCCCAUCAGCAUGACCACCCUGCCAAAUGCCUCAAACACAGACCAAGGCCACUGCAAGGGACAAUGCAGGGUGAUUCUGAUAACACUCUAUGGCGUGGUUUUGCUCGGAGGCACUACUGGAACAGUAUUGAUGUCACGUAUGAUGUUCAAAAGGAAAAGCCAAUCAAUGAUUGCCAUGAUCGUUGUCAAUAUCAUAGUGCUGCACUCAGUCCUCCUGGUCAGCCUUCCAUUCCGCCUCAGCUAUUAUAUCUUAGAGGUCUGGGAGUUUGGAACCUUUCUCUGCCGAUUGGUCAGCAGCAUAUUAUAUGGUCAUAUGUACGUCACCUUUUUUUUCUACGUGGCCAUUGUCAUACUCCGAUUGCUCAUCUAUUUUAAGAAACUCCACAUGCAACAGUUGCAAAAGUGCCAUGCGGUAGUUUUAAGCAUUGUUAUUUGGACCAUGAGCGGCCUCAUUUUUUUGCCAAUAUUAUUUUUACAAUAUGGUAUAAAUCCAAGUUACUCAAAACAACGACGAUGCUUUGAGUUCUACAAAGAUAUCAACCGCAGAGAAUUCAUUAUCUUGAACUACUCUAUGAUUGUCAUCAUGAUCACAACGGUUGGGGUCCUCUUCCUGAUACAGAUGGGCGUCAUUCUCCAACAGACAAAAGCUCUCUGGCCUGACAUGUGGGCCCAUCAAGACUAUAGAGCUCAAAUCAAGAGCUUCUUCUUCCUCCUAGUAAUAGUGGUCUGUUUUAUACCCCAUCAUGUAUUCCGGGUACACUUUAUUCAAAAUUACUCAGAGAUAGACAAUUCUGAGUUAGUUCUUUAUAAUGAAAUUUUUGUUGCUUUAACUACUGUCUGUUGCCUGGAUAUGGUGUGCUUCAUAGGUGGAGUUAUCCAUUAAAUACUCCUCAUCACUUG